GUCUCGAUCAGUCGAUCAUGCGAGCCGCGACGCAACAUUUCUUGUUUUCUGGGGUGGAAGAGAUUCUCUCUCAGUAUCUGUUCUUUGCUUCUCCAUUCAAAAUGGCCACUACUUUCUUCAAGAGACUUGCUAAGGCAACGCCGAUUGUUUUCAGCAAUGCAUUUGGAUGCCAAUCCAGUUCCACUUUCACCGUUCCCUUUGGAGCAAUGGCAGCACUCUCUGGUGGGAUCUCCUUUUUCUACUACUUUUCCUCUCCGACUGUGGUUCAUCUAGAUCAAAUCAAUGAACAUCCAGGCCCAAAAAUUGCUCUCAAUUCAGAUAAAUGGAUUGAAUUUAAACUACAAGACACUGCAAGGGUUAGUCACAAUACUCAGUUGUUCAGAUUUUCAUUUGAUCCCACUGCCAAGUUGGGUUUAGACAUUGCUUCGUGCAUCCUUACACGGGCUCCUAUGGCACAAGAUACUGAAGGAAAAACAAAAUAUAUCAUACGCCCAUAUACUCCUAUAUCUGAUCCAGAUGCUAAGGGAUACUUUGACUUUCUAAUUAAGGUGUAUCCAGAAGGGAAAAUGAGUCAACAUUUUGCCAGCUUAAAGCCUGGCAACGUUGUUGAAGUGAAAGGUUCAUUUACUUCUUUCAGGCCCAUCGAGAAGCUAAGAUACUCUCCAAAUAUGAACAAACACAUAGGCAUGAUUGCCGGAGGCUCAGGCAUUACUCCAAUGCUUAAGGUGGUUGAGGCCAUAUUGAAGAAUCAGGAUGACGACACUCAGGUGUCGUUGCUUUAUGCCAAUGUCUCUCCGGAUGACAUACUGCUUAAACAGAAACUCGACUCACUUGCUGUCAGCCAUCCAAAUUUUAAGGUAUUUUACACUGUGGACAAUCCGUCAAAGAACUGGAGAGGAGGCGCAGGUUACAUAUCAAAGGAUAUGGUUGUGAAAGGCUUACCAAGUCCUAGUGAUGAUACCCUUAUCCUAGUCUGUGGUCCUCCUGGGAUGAUGAAGCAUGUAUCCGGUGACAAGGCUGAAGACCGGUCCCAAGGGGAGGUGUUGAACAGCAUCUACUGUGAUCCCUUUGGUUUUAAAGGAUUACAUUUGAAUUGGAACUGCAUUACCUGUUAUGUUCAUUGAUUUGACUAUGAAAAUGUCAAUAAAUUCUUAAUGUUUUGUUUUGUUGCAGCUCACAGGCACGCUUAAAGAAGUCGGUUAUACGGAGCAAAUGGUUUACAAAUUCUGAUUGGCAGAAGCAAUGUCAGUGGUUAAAUUCAAGUAAAAUUUUUGUGCAAUGAAGGAUUUUACUUGAAAUCCAGAAUAUCGAGCACUUUCUUUCUGAUAUGUAUUCAUUUCCUCAGUAGGAGAAACAUACCCAUAAGUUUCGUGUUACAGCACCCGUGUUGGGGAGAUUAUUUUAGAAGAAUCUUCCCCCUUAGUUGGCAGCUCCGUGGAAGAUUGGGAUCAGAGGUGGGACAGAAUUGUGCUGUAUCACUUGAAGUUUCCGGACCUCUUUCAAAUGAUGACAAUCAUCAUGGCUUUCGCAGGCAUUCAAUGCAGAAUAGGUUGAGGCAGCGUUAUGAGGCAAAAAUUAAUGCCAAACUGCGGUAUCCUGCAUCUGAAAUCUCAAGGAAAGAAUUUACUAGUGAGAGGAUAUCAACUCAGGCAUCUAGUGUGUUUUCAGGACCAAAAACCCUUUCACAGAUCAGAGGAGAGGAGAAAAACUGAAGAAAACAGUGAUUGCUGUAGACAACUGGAACAUUCUAAUACAAGUGCAUCAGCAGAUUUCGAGGGCCCAAAACUUCUGAGUGAGAUCCUAAAGAAUAAAAGGAGGCUAUGUUCUGUUGUAGAUGGUGAGAUUAGCAGCGGCUAAGUGAAGAUGUGUAGUGUACGUAUAGGAAUUAGGAGUAUUCAGUUUCAAGUGCUAUUUUUUACUGGGAUGACGAUGAAAACUGAGUGAAGGAUUGAAGGAAAGAGCCUCUUGGGUGGUAGACUGAUACUAGUGAUAUCCUUGAAUGGAAUGGGAUCGUGUUCUUUCCUGAUUCCUGCCUAUUUGUCUAGUAUUCUUGUACGGAGUGAGUUUAUCAUGAAUAUUACAAUCCGAGCAAUGCAUCGGCAUUGAAAUUUCAAUA
This is a messenger RNA of Tripterygium wilfordii, 2116 nucleotides long. RefSeq names its product NADH-cytochrome b5 reductase-like protein. Bases 18 to 1124 code for a protein of 368 amino acids. Gene Ontology annotation, molecular function: cytochrome-b5 reductase activity, acting on NAD(P)H. Lineage: Eukaryota; Viridiplantae; Streptophyta; Magnoliopsida; Celastrales; Celastraceae. The transcript has 12 exons. The record is from RefSeq and is a predicted model, not a curated record.